CUACAAGAAGCUCUUUCACGAAUUGCCCUGGGAAAGCCCUCAGGGUUCACCGAGGUCCGUAGCUGCCAGCGACCAUUCGAACACACAGUCACCGCCGUCGUCCUGGAGUAUGCCAUCUCAGUCGGAGUCAUCUAGCCAGCAGGGCACUGCUUGGAGCCAGGCUUCUUCCGUUGAUCGCACUAGUCCAUCCAUGUCUAAUCAAUAUAUUUCGAGUCAAUCUCGGGUCCAACACUCCUCCUUCCUAAACGAUGGUCAAACGAGGUCAUACCACCUUGAUGUCGUGCAACACCCCCAAAGAACCGCGGAAUUUGGUUCUGCUAGCCUCUCCCGUUUGCCACUAGCUCCGCCAGUAAUCGUGCAGCUCACUGUACGCGAUCGCUUUGGAAAUUCCAUCAUUCCUGAGAUGGAGCUGCCAUUCUUGAUCGCCCACUUGUCACUAUUCACGGAUGAUGGGUCACCGUUGGAUAUGGGCACCUCACCAAACGGAGAGGCACCUCCGCGGCGUUUGCUUUACGGAAACCUAGUGUCGUCACCUCAGAAAUUGCGCGACCUUCAGGGCCGUCUUGGAUUAUAUUUUCUGUUCCCCGACGCGAGUAUACGUUGGCGCGGCCGCUUCCAGCUCGGGAUUUCUCUAUUACGGAUAUCAGAGACUAAUGCUUCUGGUACUAUGAGUAUUGCAUCUCAGGGGACUGUGCUUGCACAGGCUCGCACACGGUCAUUUGAUGUCUGUGCCCAUGAAAAUUACGUCGCACCGCCCAUUACACGCUUAACGCAAAGCUUUUUGAGACAGGGUGCACGAAUUCAUACCUUCACGCCAAAUGGUCCUUAGACCCUAGAAUUUGCGUUCGGACUUUCCGACGCAUGCCGGUCACUUUCGCAUAACCUUCGCAAUUUUUUUUCGUUUUCGCUUUCUGCUGUAUAUCAUAGUUGGUGCACUCAUUCGACCUUUUUACACUGACACCUGUUUCUGCUAUUUCUUGUCGCUGCAUGAUGCUCUCGACCUGCUGACUGCAUAUAUCAUCUGGCUAUAAUUGCAAACACACGUUGAGGAGAUAAGUUAGAUUAUUCAAUUAGAGUUUGCAUGCUGCAUCGUUCAGUGUCUUGGUGAGGUAAUAACGAGUGUAAAGUGAGCGAAGGGCGUCUGCA
Suillus plorans is the source of this 1146-nucleotide messenger RNA. Its product is annotated as velvet factor-domain-containing protein. Bases 110 to 829 code for a protein of 239 amino acids. The transcript is spliced from 5 exons. Lineage: Eukaryota; Fungi; Basidiomycota; Agaricomycetes; Boletales; Suillaceae. The record is from RefSeq and is a predicted model, not a curated record.